GUGUGUGUGUGAGAGAGAGAGAGAGAGAAAAGGGGGAGGGAUGGAGAGUGAGAGUAUACUGAGAUACUGAGAUCUGUCAGAUUCAAACACACGACUCUCUCCUCCUCGCCGUCUGCGCCAUGAAGGGAAGGAGGAGAGAUCUGAGGGAAAGGUAGAAGGAGACGGCACAAAGUGAGGCCAGUCCAGUCCAUGGAUCGGCCAUCCAUGGACACACCCAACCGGCCUAACGUCCCUGGCGAGUGCGGCCGAUCGACGCUGAUGAUGCCCCUGCUCUGCGUCUGGCUGUAGGUCGAGCGAGUGGUCGGGGCGGAGGGGGGGCGGGGAGAAGGUCACAGACCGCGGAGCCAGUACAGGCCCUGAGGUUGGAAGGUUAAAGAAGAAGAGGACUCGUGGAGAGACUUGCAUCAUCGGGGAGCGAAGAUGAUGACAUCCCAUGGAAAAUUGAGGAGGGAGAAGGGCAGCCUGGCCGAGUAUGAAUCACAGAUGAAAGACCUGCGGGCCCAGCUAACCGACCAGAUCAAGAUUUUGGACUCCCAGGUAGAAGUGAAACAGCAGCAGCUUUCAGACCUUUCGGAGUUCCUCCGUCGACGGGGCGACAUCGAGGCCGAGUAUGCACGCGCCCUGGAUAAACUCACCGAAAGGUUCACGCACAAGACCAAGAAGAAGGAGCAGUGGGGACAGUCGGUGUGUCAAGUCUGGUCCGUCUUGCUGACUCAGACUCGUUUGGAGAGUCGUGAGCAUUCGGCGUUGGGCGACACCUGCUGCAACACGCUCACACAGCGCUUGGUGCACAGUACGGAGGACUCACAUCGGCUGCACAAACGGAGCAAAGAGGUGGGGAUCCAAAUGCAGGAUGAGCUGCUGAAGGUCACCACUGAGCUGCAGACGGCUUUGAAGACGUACAACCAGUACCACACUGACUGUCUGAUAGCUGAGGGCAAACUGAAGGAGGCCGAGCGUUUGGAGGAGAGACACACCGGCAAGUCUGCAGAGCUCGGCCUCGGACAGUCGGGAGGGCAGAGGCGGAGCUCCGUCAAGAAGAUGGAGAGAUUGAUGGAGAAGAGGCACGGCAGAGUGCAGGAGACCCAGCUAAAGUGCACCAAGGCCCGCAACGACUACCUGCUCAACCUUGCCGCGGCCAACGCCGCCAUGAACAAGUACUACCUGCAGGACGUCAGCACGCUCAUUGACUGCUGCGACCUCGGCUUCCACCCGUCCGUGGAGAGGGCGAUGAAGUGCUACCUGGCCAGCAGGUGGCGCAUCCAGAAGACGGAGGAGGCGGGGCUGAAACAGCUGGAGGCUGCGGUGACGUCGCUGGACCAGGGCGGCGACAGAGAUGCUCUGCUUCAGCAGCACGACUCCGCCUUCUGCCUUCCCUUCAGGUUCAACUACCACCCGCAUGAGGGCGACCAGGUGUGCGAGGUGAGUGCGGAGAGCCAGGUGAGGUACGAGCUGGAGACCAGAUUUCAGCAGCUUCAGUCUCGACUCGCUGCCGUCACGCUGGAAACAGAGGAGGUCAGUAAAACCCUCAAAGCGACGCUGAGCGCCCUGCUGGACUGCAUGUGCGACAGCGACUGCAACCCCUCCUCCGACAUUCCCGGCGGCCUUUCGCACGAGCCCCCCGGAGGAGGAGCCAGCGCCCCAAAACUUACCCUCGCCAAGCGUCGGGCCAAUCAGCAAGAGACAGAGACUUACUAUUUAACGAAAGUAAAGGAGUUUCUCACCAGCAGCUCCCUGACUUCCAAACUUCAAGCCAAACACGAUCUUCUCCAAGAUGCCAUACAGAAAGCCGAGGCAGUCAACACAGACCCCUCCAGAGUUCAGUGUGCUCGCUUGGUGCGCGCACGCAAGUCCAGACCCGUGUCUGAAUUUUGCCACACACUCUUCACCACAGAUAUACUGUCCUACAUACAGAGCACCGGCCAGCAGAUCCCCGUGGUGGUUGAGAGCUGCAUCCGCUUCAUAAACCUUCACGGUCUGCACCAUGAGGGAAUCUUCAGAGUUCCCGGGUCACAGAGAGAAGUGAAUCUGAUCAAGGAUGCGUUUGAGCGAGGCGAAGACCCUCUGUCAGACAGCGAGUGUGACCUGGACUCUGUGGCCGGGGUCUUGAAGCUUUACUUCAGGGGCCUUGAGCCGCCUCUCUUCCCCUAUGACAGCUACUUGCCUCUGCUGGAGUGUGUCCGUAAGACCCUUCUUGUCUCUCUGGCACCACACGUUUGCCUCUUGCGCUCGCUGGAAUUUGUCACACUUGAUUUCCUCCUCCUUAUUCCACGUGCCGUUGUUUGUCCUCCCCUCUCCCUCCCCUUCAACUUCUGCUUUUUAAAUCCCACACGUUCAGCAAUCGAGGGCAUGACGGAGAAAGCGGCGCAGAUUAAAGCAAUUGUCUCCGCCUUCCCACGCCCUCUGCUCAUCAUUAUGCGGUACCUGUUUGCCUUCCUCAAUCACGUGACUCAGUACAGCGACGAGAACAUGAUGCAGCCCUACAACCUGGCCGUUUGCUUCGGGCCCAGCCUGCUGAGGGGGCCGGAGUCGGACGACGCCGUCGCCAGGCAGCCGCAGGUCAACGACCUGGUCAAAACCCUGAUCCUGCAGCACGACCUCAUCUUCGCCGGCCAGUCGGAAUUGCCCGGCCCCAUCUACGAGAAGCACAUGACUCUCGAGCAGGAGUACUGUGAACCAAUCACGGAGGAAGGAGAUGGCGAGGCCGAACACCUGCCCAGUGAGGACGAGUGGGAAGCCGUGGCGAUGUUCGACUACGUGGCGAGAUCGCCGGCCGAGCUGUCGUUCAAGCAGGGAGAACUCCUCCUUCUUCACAGCAAGGCCUCCUGUGAUUGGUGGAGGGGCGAAGCUGGAGGGGUCAAAGGUCUCAUACCGCACAAGUACAUCAGCGUGCUGGAAGGUUCUGAGAGAGGGAAAAGGGAUGAAGGAGGAGGAGGAGGAGGAAGCACUGGAAAUCUGACAACAGAGGAUCCGCAUACAGAGAACACUGUUCGGAUGCGGGUAAACAGCGACGGCGCUUCGUUGCCAGGGCGACAGAGAGGAAGCGACGGGAGCCCCGGUCGAAAGCCGCCAACUUCCCCGGCUGCAAGACACCUGCCUGUGUCUCAAGAGCGAAGACACACCUUGGACACUGUGAGACAGGCAGGGUUCAAACCGGUGGACAGACCUGCAAUUGCUCAGCCCGACAGGACGGCCACCGUUGACAAGGACAUAAUCAGUCGCCAGAUGAACUCCGUGUUCAAGGAGCUCCUGUCUCGCCAGCCGCACAUGCAGGAGCCCACAUUAGCCACCGCCGCCAUGCCCCCCGCGCCUCUUCCUCCUCCCACUUCCUCCUCCUCCUCAUCUUCUCUCCCCGCCAAAAAAGUGGGCUUCGGUAUCCGAGGACGAGCCCUGUUCCGGCCAGUGGACUGAGGUUGGAUGGGGGAUUUCUUGCUGUCAUUGCAGUCUGGGAAGAUCUUGAUUUGUUUUUAGGAUCAUAAAUGUAGAUAUAUUAACGUCUGUGCCAUCUCAUAGUGCCACAAGGUGCUGUAUUGCAGUAUGUCUUAGUGUGUUUUACAGAUUUAUUUUGCUUCCUCUUUUCAAAAUGUUCAGGUUUGGGGUUUUUUUUUGUGCAGGUGGUCUCCUCUUAGAGAAUCAGGGAUGUGUUGUCAAUAAAGGAGUAUUAUGGCCUCACUGCAAAGACAAAGUAGGUUAUUUAUGUAUCACUAUGAGAGUAAAAGUGUGUUUUUAUAAGAAAAACUGUGGAUUGCUUGCAAAAAAUAAAUUUACCAUUCCCUUGUAAUAUUAUCUCUAUCUAUUAUUAACUGUCCUGAUAGAGUACUAUCUAUAUAUCUAUCUAUCUAUCUUCUGAAGAUUCAAGCCAUAAUUUCCACGAGAUUUGGGACUUUAUUCAUUAAAAAAAACCAGCAUGUAAUAUUGCAAUGUAUUUUCUUAAAACUUAAUGUAAAAGUCCCCCUUUUAUUUUUUUAUUAUGAAUUAAUUAUAAUAUUUAGUCUUAAUAUUACAACUUUUAUCCCUGUGACAUUACCUUUCAUGUCAUAAUAUUACCUUAUCCUCAUAAAUUCUAUAUUUUCCCAAUAAUAAUUGUUGAUAAAAAAUACAAGUGUUUUUCAUGUAAUUUUGCCAAUUCUUUAACAUUAAAGUUUUUUCUUAUAAUGUUACAAUUCCUCAUUUCUCUUUAAAUUACACAUUUAACCUUGUCGAAAUGAUGCACUCUCUUAUUCGCAAAUUGCACAAUUAAGACUUUUUUUUCCUGCAUGAUUUUAUUUUCAUGUUUUCUUGCAAGAUUACAACUGAUCUUCUUAAAACUUCUCCUUCAUUUCUGUGAAAUUCCCCACCCUCGUAAAAUUACAAUAUAAUGCAAUUGUUUUGGACUAUGUUAAAAAAUAUAUAUCUUGAAUUAAUUCCCUUAAACCUUUCAUCUUGGUAUUGUUUAUACCUCUCAUAUCUGUAACAUUACAUUCUUUAAUAUAUGCUAUUAAGUUCAAGUUAAAGUACCAAUGAUUGUCACACACACACUCGGUGUGGCGAAAUUAUUCUCUGCAGUUGACCCAUCACCCAUGAUCACCCCCUGGGAGGUGAGGGGAGCAGUGAGCAGCAGUGGUGGCCACGCCCGGGAAUAAUUUUUGGUGAUUUAACCCCCAAUUCCAACCCUUGAUGCUGAGUGCCAAGCAGGGAGGUAAUGGCUCCCAUUUUUAUAGUCUUUGGUAUGACAAUUGUAUUCAAAUACAUUUUAAUUCAAUUAUUCUAAUAAUACAUAUUUCUUAUAUAUUUAACGUUACAUAAUUUUUCAUAUAGUAUUACGAUUUUAUUCUCAUUAAAAAAUGACUAUUUUUUAUUCAAAUUUUACCUUUAAUUUUAUAGAGAUUCUCCAAAGAAUAUUGUAUUUUUGCACUUUUACUCUCAUAGAAUGACUUUUUUUUCCCCACAUACUAUUACAGUUUUAUUCCUGUACUUAUAUCAAUAUUUUGUAACAUUACAACCUUAUUUGAUAGUAAAAUCAUACAUUAUAUGUGAACUUAUACCUUUUUUCUCACAUUAUUUUGCCUUUAUAGUGUUAGAAU
Molecule: messenger RNA, 5063 nt
Organism: Entelurus aequoreus (snake pipefish)
Lineage: Eukaryota; Metazoa; Chordata; Actinopteri; Syngnathiformes; Syngnathidae
Gene: arhgap4b
Product: Rho GTPase activating protein 4b
Exons: 23
Coding region: 421-3411 (996 amino acids)
Biological process (GO): signal transduction; negative regulation of cell migration
Cellular component (GO): cytoplasm
Molecular function (GO): protein binding
Source: RefSeq, a predicted model, not a curated record